UUGUCCUUCAUUUCCUAUAACCUAGAAGACGUCAUAUCCUUUACUGUUCCCUACUAGGUACACCAAUUUGUAAAUUUCAUUCGCUUCUUCAAUCUCUCUAGAGCGUUCAUUACAUAACAUCUGGUGUUCUACUCGACUCGAAGUACAAGAAACAACUCGAGAACACAAAAUAAAACCUGCAAUUUCCGGGAAUUUAUACAAAUUGAAAUCGCUGGGCGGUCGAUACCUUCAUUUUCACCAAUCGAAACGAAUAUGCAUAUGAAAUCUGUUCGUGCUGCUGCACUGGCGGCAACAGCGGCGGUUACACUGCCGAAAGACAUCAACAUCAAUGAAACCUCAUCUAUACGGAGCGUUUCUAGCACUCUUGCCUUUGAACUGAUGGCAUGGUACUCUGGAAAUGUAACUAACACCCCAAAGACUAUUGCUGUCUUUCCUGAACCAUACUAUUGGUGGGAAGCUGGGGCUAUUUGGGGUGCUAUGUUGGAUUACUCGCAUUACACGGGUGAUCCAAGCUACGACGACGUUAUCUCGCAGGCAUUGCUGUCGCAAGUUGGCCCUAAGUUUGAUUUUAUGGUACCGGAACAUUACGGAUCGGAAGGAAACGAUGAUCAAGCAUUCUGGUCUUUUGCCAUUCUAAAUGCUGCCGAGCGGAACUUUCCACAACCCGACGACACCAUACCCCCUUGGCUUGACAUCGCAACGAACAUCUGGAACUCUAUGGUUGUAAGGUGGAACACAACGGCUUGCGGUGGUGGGUUGCCUUGGCAGAUCUUUGAGUCCAACCCCAACGGUAUGAACUACAAGAACAGUGUCUCCAACGGUGGCUUCUUUCAGAUGUCAGCAAGACUAGCUCGGGCCACGGGAAACAACACGUACUUAGAGUGGGCGCAGAAAGUGUGGGACUGGUCCGAGACCGUGGGUUUUGUGGACAACGACUUCAACGUGUACGACGGGGCUGACAGUAAGGACAAUUGCGCCGCUAUCAACAAACUGUCGUUCUCGUACGCGCAGGGAAUCUACUUGUAUGGCGCAGCCGUCCUAUACAACUAUACGGGAGGCAACCAGACGUGGGGUGACCGCACGACAGGCUUACUGAAGGCGGCCGACUCGUACUUCAAUCCAUUCCCCAACGCGACAGACAUCAUGUUCGAGCAUGCCUGCGAACCGUACGAAUUGUGUAACAACGACAUGAAGUCCUUCAAAGGCUACCUGUCCCGCUUCAUGUGGGCGACUACCCGCAUGAUGCCUUCGACCCUACCCCGUGUCCAGACCCUACUAAACGCUUCCGCCAUCGCGGCCGCGAAGGCGUGCUCCGGUGGCCAAAACGGUACCGUGUGUGGCCAGAAGUGGUACGUAGGCGGUUUCGACGGCGUCACGGGGUUAGGGCAACAGUUGACUGCGCUGGAGACCGUACAGGGUUUACUCGCACAGGACGUGGUGGCGCCCUUCAAGGCUGGCCAGAUCAAGCAUAUUAAGGGCGUGGUGAACCCGUCAUCAACAUCGUCAUCAUCGUCGUUGCCUGCGGCGACGACAGUGUCUAUGACAUCGACUGUCUUGGCCCCGGUUUCGACGGCCCCGACAACUACCCCUUUGCUUACAGCUGUGCCUACUUCGUCGAUUAAGGUGGCUGCUGCGGACGGCUUGUUUGUUGAUUGGAGAUUGGCGACACUGCUACUUUUAGGGUCUGGUUUGGUUCUGGGACUUGCAUGAUAGGAUGAUUUGAUUUUGCAUGAGGGUGGGGUAAUUGACAUAGCAAUUGGCGUUUGGGUUGCCCUUCUGGCUACCGGAAUGGAAGGGCAGGUCGUUAGUUAGGUUACUUAACUUGACUUCAUAGGAUACCAUAUUUAGAAUUACGAUUAGAUAUACCAAUAUAUUAUUAAAAUAUCUCUUCUAUG
Annulohypoxylon maeteangense is the source of this 1895-nucleotide messenger RNA. RefSeq names its product glycoside hydrolase family 76 protein. Gene Ontology annotation, biological process: fungal-type cell wall biogenesis; carbohydrate catabolic process. The transcript has 3 exons. Bases 253 to 1710 code for a protein of 485 amino acids. The record is from RefSeq and is a predicted model, not a curated record. NCBI's taxonomy places the organism in Eukaryota, Fungi, Ascomycota, Sordariomycetes, Xylariales, Hypoxylaceae. Gene Ontology annotation, molecular function: mannan endo-1,6-alpha-mannosidase activity.